Molecule: messenger RNA, 1173 nt
Organism: Armigeres subalbatus
Lineage: Eukaryota; Metazoa; Arthropoda; Insecta; Diptera; Culicidae
Product: ATP-dependent (S)-NAD(P)H-hydrate dehydratase
Exons: 1
Coding region: 107-1132 (341 amino acids)
Biological process (GO): metabolite repair
Molecular function (GO): ATP-dependent NAD(P)H-hydrate dehydratase activity
Source: RefSeq, a predicted model, not a curated record
UCACCACCCACUGUGUUAUCAAUUCUAUUCUACUUUAUAUGACUGUCUUGUCAGUCAGUUCCCUGUUGUGUUAUCGCAGUGCUUCAAAGACUUCAAAUUUUUAUUAAUGAUUCACAAAUCUACUCUGUCAAAGUUGCCGAUUUUUUUGCACUUUCAUCGUUUGUCGCCGUUCCACCGCUCGCAGUAUCAAAACACCGGUCGUUUAUUGAGCCCAGCUGGAUACCGUUGCCUCUCGCAGCACGCUACAAUGUCGGAGAACAAAUCGCCGCUGCUGGAGCGUGCCAGAAAUAUUGUGCCUCAUCUGGAAGCGCACCGCCACAAGGGUCAGGCUGGCCGAAUCGGAGUGGUGGGUGGAUCGCUGGAAUACACCGGAGCGCCGUAUUUUGCGGCCAUCAGUGCCCUGAAAGUGGGAGCCGAUCUGGUGCACGUAUUCUGUCCUCAAGCGGCAGCACAGGUGAUUAAAUCCUACAGCCCAGAACUGAUUGUCCAUCCUCUACUGGAUUCGAAUGAUGCCACUAUGCAGAUUGAGCCCUGGUUGGAACGGUUGCAUGUGUUGGUAAUUGGCCCCGGGUUAGGUCGGGAUCGUCAGAUACUGCAAACUGUGUCAGAACUGAUAAAGAUCUGCCGACAACUGCAGAAACCACUUAUUAUCGAUGCUGACGGACUGUUCCUAAUCACCCACGACAUCAGCUUGGUGAAGGACUAUUACGGUGUGAUUUUGACUCCGAAUGCCAUUGAAUUCUGCCGAUUGUUCGGUAACGAUCGGGAUCGCAUUAUGCAAACACUGGAGAAGCUUGGUCGUGGGGUAACUGUGAUCGAGAAGGGUCUAAACGAUAGGAUCUACGAUUCGCUGACGUUGGAAAAGUACGAAUGCCCUCAAGGUGGUUCGGGGCGAAGGUGCGGAGGACAGGGUGAUUUACUGGCCGGAGCUCUUGCUACGUUCUACUACUGGGCGCUGGAAUCUAAGCAGGAGAUCAGUCCGGCAAUAGUUGCGUGCUUUGCUGCUAGUUAUUUAACGAAAAACUGUAAUACUUAUGCAUUUAAGUCCAAAGGCCGCAGCAUGACUUGCACAGAUAUGAUCGAGCAAAUCCACACUGUGUUCGACGAUAUAUUUGAACAUAAAAAAGAGUAGGUUCUAACAAAUACAGGCCAAUAAACGGAAGAUCGUCACCA